Chroicocephalus ridibundus (black-headed gull) is the source of this 604-nucleotide messenger RNA. Its product is annotated as interferon-like. The transcript has a single exon. Gene Ontology annotation, biological process: defense response. Bases 1 to 579 code for a protein of 192 amino acids. Gene Ontology annotation, cellular component: extracellular region. The record is from RefSeq and is a predicted model, not a curated record. Gene Ontology annotation, molecular function: cytokine receptor binding. Lineage: Eukaryota; Metazoa; Chordata; Aves; Charadriiformes; Laridae.
AUGCCUGCGCCCACAACCCACCACACCCGCCUGCGCCACGGCGCCCCGACGCUCCUGCUCCUCCUGACGGCUCUCGCCACCACCCUCGCCUGCCGCCACCUGCCUCCCUGCCACUCCACCUUCCCCUGGGACAGCCUCAGCAUCCUCCGGGACAUGGCUCCCAGACCGCCACAGCCCUGCCAAUACCAACAGGCGCCCUUCCCCUUCCCCGACACCCUCCUCCACAACAGCCACCCACAGCAAGCCGCCGCCACCGCCCGACACAUCCUCGACAACCUCUUCGCCACCCUCAGCGCACAGAGCACCCCCCAACACUGGGACGACCAGGCACGCCAUCGCCUCCUCAACAACCUCCACCGCCACAGCCAGCAGCUCCAGCAAUGCCUCGCACCCAACGGCACGCUCUCCCAAGGACAAGGGCCCCGCAACCGCACGCUCACCAUCAACAAAUACUUCGGGCGCAUCCACAACUUCCUCCACACCCACAACCACAGCGCCUGCGCCUGGGACCACGUCCGCCUCGAAGUUCGCGCCUCUUUCCAGCGCCUCCACAACCUCACCCGCACCAUGUGCAAUUAGACCAACCGCCCCGACCAACCCGCGC